Molecule: messenger RNA, 579 nt
Organism: Rotaria sp. Silwood2
Lineage: Eukaryota; Metazoa; Rotifera; Eurotatoria; Philodinida; Philodinidae
Source: the annotation of a GenBank genome assembly
AUGAAAACAAUAAUAGAAAUCAACGAUAGUCUACCGAUAGCUCGACCUUCACCAACAGGUCUAGGACCACCUGCACCACUUGAUCUAAGUGAUUUUGCAGAAUUAUUUGAUAAAUGGUUACCUGAUCUAGUACCGGGUCAAAAAAGAAAGUUAGGUCAUCGAAGGAAUGACCCAUCAACGACACAAUCACCACGACAACAACUCCCACCCAUCAUACCCAGAAAAACACUACCACUUAGAAACCUUAGUGCACCACUUAUUCGAGGAUCUCUUCGAGCAUCUCCAAUCUCGAAUAAAAUAACAAACGAUGGAAAAAAACAACAUUCCUUUCAUGCACUUUUCCCCAUUGAGAAACAAAACCAAAGAGAACAACAGCAGCAACAUAUACGAACAUCAAACAUAAUCGUACCAUCAACAGACGAGCAAUCCAUAACAAUAUCACUCCUACAAAGUUCAACAUCAGAAUCGAUGAUAGGAUCACCACCAAUAAUACCAAAUACAACCACAGAAACAUACAAUAAUUUUGAGUUUCAGAUAACACCGGUCGAAUGUAGAUAUCAUUUUAAAAGAAUGAGAUAA